GGGUACCCGAGCGUGCUGGGCCACGGCGGGGUGAGGUUGCGCGGGGCGGCGGCCUGAUUUGGCACCCUUCAAAUCAAGCUGUCCUUAGCGGCCUCUCCCCUCCAGUGCGAAGGAUUCGGAGGAAACUUGGCGUGCUCUCCGCGCCGGCGGUCGGGACACACAGCCCUGACUGAGAAAAUGUGCUGUGUCAUGUGUGCCUAUCGGAGAGUGCAUCACCAGUCCUGAACUUAUUGGUCCUUUGUGAAGUCCAGAUAGUAAGAAUUCUAACCAGACACAAUGACCACACAAGCUUGUAAGAGGAGGAGGUCAGUUUGCAUCAGCAGCGGAUCCGAAGAUUCGGGUACAGAUUCAGAGGUUGAGGAAAGUAGACUGUCUAAAAAAUCUGGGAUGGUGUCAAUUUCUUCAUGUGAGCACCGGCCAUCCUCUAGCAACAAGGCUGAAAGCAUGAAUGUUAUUAAGACAAGGGCGUGUAGAAAUAUUCUGGGGAAGCUCAUGGCUCACCCAGGUGGUUGGCUCUUUCAUCAACCGGUUGACCCAGUCCUAUUUGGGAUUCCUGAUUACUUUGAUGUUAUCCGUAAUCCUAUGGACUUGGGCACUGUUAAGAAGAAACUCACAAACAAGUGUUACUUUAGCACUGAUGAUUUUGCAGCAGAUGUGAGGUUAACUUUUUCGAACGCAAUGAAGUAUAAUCCUCCCGGAAAUCAGGUUCACUCAGUAGCUGAACAGCUAAAUAUAAUGUUCGAUUCAGAAUGGAAACUGUAUGAAAGAAAAUGGAGCGACAGAAAUCUGGUGCUAGGGCAGCUGCAGAUGAAGGUAAUUAAGGGUCGUGCUCCUGUAAAUUCAAAGCCAGUGAUUUCUAGAGGGCUGGUCUCAUGCUCGAAUUCAAUGGCAAAGAAGACAUUGACAGAUGCAAUAUCUUCCAAAGUAAAAAUUAAGUUUUCUGUGCGGGGCUCAGGGCAGACCUUGUCCAAAGGUGAUAUUGAUGCACCUUUUCAAGCAACUGGUAGCAGAAACAGCUCUUUAAAUAUUUCCAUCCCUUGCACCAAGGAGAGUGCUAAAAUAUCAAAGGUGCGGCCGAGUAAGGACAGCUCUCAGUCAAAUGGAAAUGGAUCUCGGUCUUGCAGAGACACUUCUACUUCGCCUCUUGCUUCAUAUGGACUAGGAGAUGGAAGUUAUUUACAUGAUGAACCUUUGUCACCAACCAAAGCCCUCCGUGCAGCAAUGCUAAAGAGUCGUUUUGCUGGAACAAUCGUGAAGGCACAGCAAAAGGCACUUCUGGACCAUGGACAGCAAAUAGACCCUGCAAAAUUACAGAUGGAAAAGGAAAGGCUGGAAAAAAGGCAGCAAGAAGAGAAAGAAAGGAUUGAGGCCCAGGUCAAGGCUGCUGAAGCCGCUGCACAGUUCAAGUUCGAUGAAGAAAUGAGGAUGAAGAGGGAGCGGGAAAGAAAGGCAGCACGCCUGGCACUACACAUGAUGAAGAAGACGGUUGAUAUUGACAACAGCGAUUUACUAAAGGACCUUGAAAAUAUGAGCAAAAAGUGGGAACUGAACCCUCCUGGCAAACUGAUUGUGGAUUUUGUCGAUGGGAUGGAGCUUCCGCCUGGCCUGGGCAGCCCACUCGAGAGGCUUGGCCUUUUCAUGAAGAAAGAUCUUGAAGAAGAGGUCGAGCAUGAAAUGGAGGACAGCAUAUCACCCUCCAUGGAUGUCGAUGUGGAGGAUGGAGAGAUUGGCUGCUGCGGCUAGCAUGUCUCGUAAGCAUCCAUUUUUUUCUUCGACGGGGCUAUAAGAUUAUGUGAUUCUAUCCUGCAACGAAGCUAUGUCAUAAGCGGAGUAGACAGUUCUUGU
Molecule: messenger RNA, 1845 nt
Organism: Lolium rigidum
Lineage: Eukaryota; Viridiplantae; Streptophyta; Magnoliopsida; Poales; Poaceae
Product: transcription factor GTE9-like
Exons: 10
Coding region: 277-1743 (488 amino acids)
Molecular function (GO): protein binding
Source: RefSeq, a predicted model, not a curated record